This is a messenger RNA of Polychytrium aggregatum, 414 nucleotides long. RefSeq names its product vesicle transport protein. Lineage: Eukaryota; Fungi; Chytridiomycota; Chytridiomycetes; Polychytriales. Bases 1 to 414 code for a protein of 137 amino acids. Gene Ontology annotation, cellular component: endoplasmic reticulum; COPII-coated ER to Golgi transport vesicle; Golgi cis cisterna. The record is from RefSeq and is a predicted model, not a curated record. Gene Ontology annotation, biological process: retrograde transport, endosome to Golgi; endoplasmic reticulum to Golgi vesicle-mediated transport. The transcript is spliced from 5 exons.
AUGUGGCUAUCCGACAUGCAAAAAAUUGGCGUCGGCCUGACGGCAACCGGCCUGUUCUUUAUGUUCUUGGGCGUACUGCUGUUUUUUGACUCGGGUCUACUGGCUAUUGGCAACAUCCUCUUCCUCUCGGGCUUGACGCUGGUCAUUGGAUUCAACAAGACCAUUGCCUUUUUCAUGAGGAAACAAAAGAUUCUGGGAACGGUCUGCUUCAUCGGAGGCAUCUUCAUUGUCUUUCUGAAAUGGCCAGUCGUGGGCAUGAUGGUCGAGCUCUUUGGCUUCAUUAACCUGUUCGGCGACUUUUUCCCUGUUGUCAUCGGCUUCCUGAGGAAAAUGCCAGUCAUUGGCCCGAUUCUGAAUCUUCCGGGGAUCGCUCAGAUCGUCAAUCGCAUCUCCGGCACACGAUUGCCCGUUUGA